Molecule: messenger RNA, 331 nt
Organism: Staurois parvus
Lineage: Eukaryota; Metazoa; Chordata; Amphibia; Anura; Ranidae
Source: the annotation of a GenBank genome assembly
UGAGUGUUGGUAGCAGGGGCGGACUGACAACUCAUGGGGCCCCCGGGCAAUAGGGGAUCAUGGGGCCCCUGUGUCCUUGCCAAAACUCAAAAAAGCCUAUGAAAAAUGUACCAGGGGCAUCUCAUGGGGCCCCCUACCGACCCUGGGCCCUCGGGCAGUGCCCGAGUUUCCAAAUGGUCAGUCCACCCCUGGUUGGUAGGGACACAGGGGCCCCAGGAUCCCCUAGUGCCCGGGGGCCCCAUGAGUUGUCAGUCUGCCCCUGCUCUGGAGCAAAUGCCCUUGUAAAGUGCACAUUUUCCACGCAAUGAUUUAUUUUAUUUAUUUAUUUCAG